AUGCCUUCGAUCCUGAACGACAGCGACAAGGAAAUUGUCAGGAGAACUGUCCCCAAGCCGGCCAACAAGAUCUUUGCCGUGGCCGUUGCGCGCUUAUAUGUGGCCCACCCCGACACUCAGAGAUGGACAUUCACUGGUCUACAGGGAGCUGCAGUGCUAGCAAACGACUUGGUCGGACGCACCUUUUGGCUGAAGCUGGUAGACGUCUCGCCCGCCAAUAGGGGUGUCAUAUGGGACCAGGAAAUCUACGAUAACUUCGCAUACAACCAAGACCGCACGUUCUUCCACUCCUUCGAGCUCGAAGAUUGCCCCGCCGGACUGUCCUUUGCCGACGAGAAAGAGGCUAAGACGUUCAUCAAGAAAGUACAUGAGCGGGAGAAGCAUGCGAGCAAGGAGACACGACAGACGCCCUUCGCGUCCACCCGGGGCCAGGGCCCUGCCCCCGUGGUGAACGGCAAGUCGGGAAUGGGACGGUCGCUGUUUGGCAGCUUGCUUGGCCAUCGCUCAUCAUCGGCAUCCCAUGGACCACCGCAGGUCACCCCCGCAGAACUACCCCCGGCACCGUCGAUCCAGGUUGCUCCGCCGCGGCCUCCGGCAAGCCCACCACGCAAGGAAUUGCCAUUCGACACCAGUGAUCCGUCAUGGAAGGGCCUCCUGGACGAACUCCUACAGAUGGGCAUCACCGAAGACCAGAUUGCGGACAACUCCGACUUCAUCAAGGCAUACAUUGACCAGAAACAAGGGUCAACCCCCCCUCCUACCGAUGACCAGAGGAGAGGAAAAGUCCCCCCUCCACCCCCUCCAUCUGGGCCGCCUGGCUCGAAGGUGGCCACUCUCAGCCCGCAGAACACUGGCAAUAGCAAUGGCAGUCGACGAGGUGCUCCGCCGCCGCCACCGCCGUCGCGCAGGACUCGAGCUGACGCGACGGAGGAGGAGCCUGUCUCGAAACGGGAACCCUCCCCCCCAAGGAACCGGUUCCGUGCGCCGCCUCCGAUCGCAGAUGCUGGCAAAUUUGCUCAUACUCCUAUGCCACCCACUCGCCAGCGAGCUCUGUCGAGUGCUACCCAGGGGCCUCCGCCUCCACCACGGCCUCCCAAGACCCCAAUGGAUGAAAACAACCAGCCCCCGUCGCGGUUGUUCGGUGUCCCUCCGCCGUUCCAGGGCGAGCGCAAGGUGUCCGCUCCGCCCGCACCACCCGUUCGAAGCCCAUUGCCUCCAGGGCCCCCGCCGCCUCCUCCUCGCCCCAUGAGCCCGGCACCACCGCCGCAGCUACCUCCCAAAGUUCCCAACGCGUCUGCCCCCGGGCCUCCGCUCCCACCGCCCAGAAGCCCCGUUUCGGUGCCUCCUCCACCUCCACCGGUACCUGCCGUGUCUCGGCCUAUCCCUCCCCCGCCGACAUCGAGCUCGGUGGCACCUCCACCCCCGCCUCCAGUAUCGAAUAUUCCGCCUCUACCUCGGCCUUCUCCAACCACAUACGCUCCGCCGCCGCCGCCACCACCACCGCCAUCGUAUCCGUCGCCCAGUGCAGGGCCUCCUGCUCCGCCGCCACCACCGCCACCACCAAUUGGUUCAGUACCUCCACCUCCGCCCCCUCCGCCUCCUGGAGCCGGUGCUCCUCCCCCGCCGCCUCCACCCCCUGGAUUCGGUGCCCCUCCGCCGCCGCCCCCCCUCCUGGCGCUGGUGCCCCUCCGCCGCCGCCUCCCCCUCCUGGCGCUGGUGCUCCUCCGCCUCCGCCUCCGCCUGGUGGCGCUGCGCCACCCUUGCCCAAGCCCGCUGGCGAACGGAAUGACCUCCUGGCUGCCAUUAGAGCAUCUGGAGGACAAGGAGGUGGUGGUUUGCGCAAGGUCAAGGCCAGUGACAAGCGCGACCGGAGUGCCGCACUUGUUCCCGGCUCUGCCAACGAAUCCUCCGCGCCAACUCCAAGCAGCGGAGGUGCUCCUGCGGGCGGCCUGGCAGGGGCUCUUCAAGAUGCUCUGGCAAAGCGGAAGCAGAAGGUCAGCGGUAGUGGUAAGUGCCCCUUUCACCCCCUCCAACCCCCCUACCGAUGAGAUAUCGAGCGAGUACUAAUCCGCCUUACAGACGACGAAGGAGAGGACGACGACGAUUGGUGAGCCCUGCUCGGCUCCGUUUUUUUUUUUUUUUUACUUCUUUCUUGAACAGUUCCUCUUGUUGCCAUGGCUUAGACUUGUCGGGAUUUUCAUAUGAUA
Aspergillus heteromorphus CBS 117.55 is the source of this 2207-nucleotide messenger RNA. RefSeq names its product WASP family protein. The record is from RefSeq and is a predicted model, not a curated record. The transcript has 2 exons. Lineage: Eukaryota; Fungi; Ascomycota; Eurotiomycetes; Eurotiales; Aspergillaceae. Bases 1 to 2067 code for a protein of 688 amino acids.